AAAAUGUCCUCCCUUUCCUCCUCUGUAUUCCUUUUGGGUCUAAUGUCCAUGACCAGUCUAAUGGCUGCCUCAGCUGAUAACUUCCACCACGAUGUUGAAAUCUUUUUCGGCAAAAACCUUGCUAAGAUACUCGAUGGAGGCAACAUGAUCAAGUUGUCAUUAGAUAACUGCUCUGGCUCGGGCUUCCGUUCCAAAAGUAAGUAUCUGUUCGGUAAGUUCGAAAUGCAUAUCAAGCUUGUCCCUGGCAAUUCAGCUGGCACUGUCACCACUUUCUAUUUAUCCUCUCACGAACGAAGACACGAUGAGAUUGACUUUGAAUUUUUAGGCAAUCUGACCGGACAACCAUAUCUACUUCAUACAAAUAUCUUCGCCAAAGGCCAAGGCGACCGGGAACAACAGUUUUAUCUCUGGUUCGAUCCCACGACAUCCUUCCACAAGUACACCGUCGUUUGGAAUUCUCAACGCAUCAUUCUCAUGGUGGAUGAUAUUCCAAUAAGGUUAUUCAACAACAACGAAGCGAUCGGGGUUCCAUUCCCAAAUAGCCAAGCGAUGGCAGUGUACUCGACGAUCUGGAAUGCAGAUGCGUGGGCAACAGAAGGUGGGAGAGUGAAGACCAAUUGGACGGAAGCUCCUUUCACUGCUUCCUAUAGGAAAUUCUAUGCAAAUGCUUGCAUAGACUCAUCUGGAUCAUCUUCACGUGGUACUUCUGAGUCUACCAAUUCACUAAGUACAAGUACUACUCAAGCAUGGCAAACCGAAGAAUUGGACAACGAAGCCCGGAAAAAACUGCGCCGGGUGCAGAAGCAUUUUAUGGUUUACGAUUACUGCACCGACAUCAAACGGUUUAGUCAAGGACUUCCCCCUGAAUGCAAACGUCCAAGGUUUCUGCAGUGAGCAUGUGUUCUUGAUGAUCCCCUUCUCCCCUCAUUUUGAAAUCACAACCUCAGGGGAAAUUCUUUAUUCUUUACAUUCAAAUUAAAUCUUACGCAAUAUCGCAAAUGCAAGAUUGAAAAGAUAUCGGAUAGGUUAUGCGGAAUAGGAUAAGGAGUUAGGGAAUUGGUGAGUAAGUCGUAUGGAUGGCAAAUCUUCGUGGUUAGACUAAAAUCUUAGAGCAUGGUCAUUGUACUUAAACUCCGUAAUCGACGAUUGAAUAAUUACCAGUCA
This is a messenger RNA of Rhododendron vialii, 1164 nucleotides long. RefSeq names its product xyloglucan endotransglucosylase protein 1-like. Gene Ontology annotation, biological process: cell wall biogenesis; xyloglucan metabolic process. Gene Ontology annotation, cellular component: cell wall; apoplast. Lineage: Eukaryota; Viridiplantae; Streptophyta; Magnoliopsida; Ericales; Ericaceae. Bases 4 to 894 code for a protein of 296 amino acids. The record is from RefSeq and is a predicted model, not a curated record. Gene Ontology annotation, molecular function: xyloglucan:xyloglucosyl transferase activity; hydrolase activity, hydrolyzing O-glycosyl compounds. The transcript has 3 exons.